UACCGAGGCUGUGUCUCUCAUUCAGGUUUCCAGUAUCUCGCACCACUGGGUACACAGGAGUUAACCCUAUAAUUCUCACUCUAAUCAUGUUUUGAUGCUGGGCCACCUUAUAUUGAGCCUCGGUCUCUGUAAACACUCAUUACUCUGGGGUUAACCCCUUGGGGUCCAGGCCGUUUUUCACCAUAGCACCAGAGCAUUCCUUGGUAUAUCUGAUCACAGUCUCCUUAAACGUCCAUAUCUCUGCUUACAGGCACUCAUAUGUCAUCUUACAUUAGCACAAUCCAUGUCCUGCCAUACAUACAAGUGGCCACGGCAUUUUUCUUUUCAUCCCCUGUCUUGCACAUAUGAUGUCGCUUCCAGCCAUCGCAUACCAGUUUUCUCUACGCUCCACAGGGGAUUUCUUCAUCAUUUCCAUUUUAACUUCUCACUAUAAUCAAGCAUUUGUUACGCAUCAAGGUUGAUAGCUCGUGAUCUUUUGUCUCAUUAGGUCCAUUCCAUACAUCUCUCAGCAGCACACCAGGCUCAUCAGCUAGUUGGGUAGGUCAGGUUCAUAUCAUAUUUUUGUCUUGAUUUGGUGGUCCACUGACUGGUUGCUCAUGUGUUCACAGGUUAAGUUAAUUGUCAACUACUUCCCUGACCUAAGGGUCCUCUUAUGUUACGGUGGUCCAUUUCCCAUCAUCUGCAUUGGUAGAUUUGUCUGGAAGCCUAUAUAUGGACAUACGUUACUGGUCUUGUUUCAGCGGAUUUCUGGUCAUAUUCUGGUUCAGGGUUUGAAUCUUGUCGAGUAUUUCUGCUUCAGUCGCCGAUCUAGUUGACUCCAUUCAUUUCUCGACACCAUUCAGCGGGUAGGUAACUAGAUUUCUUUUCAAGUCUCUUGGCGUGGUACUAACUCUGUGUUUUAUUUAGUUCCGUGGCCUUCUACGUCAUUUUUGUAUCCUUUCUAAAGUUCAUCUUUUGGUUAGCAAGGACAUAAGGUGCGUCAAUCUCAGGGUAAGGUAUGGUUCAGGACACGGUUGGUCGUUCAGGUUAAUAAGGCAUGUAAUAUCUCCUUGUACGUUGAGACAAGACCUCCACUCGGGUAAGAGUUGUACUUCAUUAUCCAAGUAAUCACCUCAUGAACCUGACACGUCUUCGAGUUGUGAUUACUUGCAUUUUUCGGUGCACCUCUUUUUCACUUUAUAGUCACGUAAUCAGAACUUUAGUACAUGGUGUUUCGGGUGUGUUACGGUAUUUAUGUUUCAAUGUGCACUUGCCAUCGGCACUUAGCCGUCUAGGCCCCGUUACGCAUACAGACUGUUGAAAUCCGACACGUCUUCGGAUACUUUUCCACUGUUUCUAUUAUAGGCAGACAGGUAAGUUGGUUAGAUAAGUUGUUCUGUCACGGUGGUUAGCUUAGUUAGUUUGGUAGCUAGUUGUUCUGGCAGCUUAUUUAGUGACUAUUUGGGUUGUUUUCCAGGAUGUCGCAUGCUUCUGAUAUAGAGGAUUCAGCUUCGGUACUGGAGAAUGCCGCCGGAACAUCUGACCAAGCUAGCGUCCUCUCCCUGAGGACAUGGACUGUGCCCAAGCUAACGGCGGAGCUGGUGAAAAGGGGCAUUCCCUUCCCAGCUUCUGCAUGCAAGGCAGAGCUAUACAGGAUCCUCACUGCUGAGUCCGCGGGGCACAGCAGUGAAGACGACUCUAUGUCCACCAUACAGACAUCAGUAACUCAGUUGCAUGCUCUGAUUAAUAACCUCACCACAAAUAUGGCAGACAUGCAAAAUAGGAUGCAGGCCAUGGAGUCCAGAAAUACUGCAGGCACUUCUUCUCUGGUUCCACCUCCUACUGUGCCGCCACCACCGUUAGCCAGUAUUUCAGGUACGGCAUCAGCUGUUCCUAACAUAUCCCCAGCCCAUUUUAGACCAGCCCACAUCAGGAAGGAGACCUUAGAAGGCAGGGACGUUAAUCUGGCAUCUUUACUCAUAGCCACCCACGACCUAAACGAGAAUAAGACGAUAGCUUGCGGAGACGUGUCGGUGGUCUUAAAGUCUAAGGAUGCCAGAUUAAAUAGAAAGUUAUCCUUGUCCGAGUUUAUCAUGGCAUUUAGUAUUUUCCGCGACGUCAUCUGUUCCGCUAAACCAGAAAGAAGGGAGGAAUUAGAUCAAUACCUUUACAAAAUCACGGAGUUAUGUCAUAAGUUCGGGGGCCACUCGUUUUACCAGUACCAUAAAUCUUUUUCAGCCAAAGCCGCCACAGCCCUUAGCCAGUAUAAUUACUGUGUUAAUUGGGCCAUUGUUGACACCGAACUUUACUGUAAUCACUUCUCAGGGCUCAAACCCCCCGUAUGUGCUACUUGCCACUCUUCCUCCCACACAACUGAAUGGUGUGCCUCAGCCAACUAAGAGUCACCUCCCGACACGCCCAGCACAUCCAAAACUAUCCAGGUUAGAGGCCCCAAAACGUCUGGUCUCACGGACAAAUUGGGCAGACCCAUACAUUAUCUGGGAAAAUCUCAAAUCUGCAAUAAUUAUAAUUACACCAGUGCCGGUUACUACAUAUCUGUUCAGUUUGCUAUAGAGCCCACCCAAGACCACAUGCACGCUAAAAACAGAGAAAUCCUGACCAGCGGUAGAUUCGGACCUCUUGGGCCAUUUUCUGCAGGAUCACCCUGACCGUUCAUUUGUACAACACUUAGUCACAGGAUUCCAGACCGGUUUCCACGUCGGCUUUGUGACCCUGCCGCAGAUGACCUAUGAGUGUAAGAAUCUGGUCUCAGCGUUGUCAGAUCCCGAUGUAGUUGCCAGCCUGAUAUAGUCAGAAUUGGAUAAAGGCUUUAUUAUCGGUCCGUAUGUCACUUCACCUUAUGAUGUAUGGAGAAUUAGCCCUGUAGGAUUAGCGACGGGCAAGUUUAAUAAUAAAAAACGACUGAUUUAUGACUUGUCCACCCCCUAUUCUUCGGUAGUCCCAAGUCUUAAUGCACUUAUUCCUGCCGAGGAAUUCUCUCUCAAGUAUUCUUCUGUUGACGAGGCCAUUGCCGUCAUUCUCAGCAUGGGGCAGGGAGCCUGGUUAUCCAAGGCAGAUAUUUCGGAUGUCUUCAAGCUCCUCCCGAUCAUGCCCCAGCAGUGGAAGUGCCAUGGCAUACGUUGGCAGAACCUAUACUAUUUUGCCACUAAACUUACAUUUGGUUCACGCAGCAGUCCGUGGCUUUUUAAUCGCUUUGCUUCUGCCCUUCACUGGGUACUCGAGAACAGGUUUGAGUGCAGACACGUCAUUCAUUAUCUUGACGAUUUUUUGUUAAUCGAGUAUCCCAAUGCAUUUCCCAGGGACCUUCAGGUUCUCCGGGCAGUUUUUGAUCAGCUGCGAGUCCCCGUGUUGCCCGCCAAAACUGAAGGUCCGUCUAGAGUCUUAACCUUUCUUGGCAUCGAGCUCGAUUCUCAAAAAAUGGAGGCAAGACUUCCCGAAGCAAAGCUAGUUAGAAUUAGAGCCGCGAUACACAAACUUAGGAAUUCCCCUUGUAUCUCCAAAGUAGAGUUACAGACAAUCUUGGGGAUGCUUAAUUUCGCUAUGGGAAUAAUCCCCCAGGGUCGCACAUUUUUUCCCGCUUGCUGUCUCUGUUACCCACAGUUCCUCAGCAGAACAGUUUGCUGCGCCUAGAUCAACAAGGCCUGGCCGACCUGGCUAUGUGGGAGUUAUUCCUGGAUGAUUGGAAUAACAUCUCAUUCUUUAUACCCAGAGUAGGGAACCAGUCACCCAUGGUCUUCUCUGAUGCUGCCUCAUCGUCUGGCUUUGCGGCUAUCUGGGGCAGUCAUUGGUUCGCUGGUCCUUGGCCACCAGAGAUCACCCGCUUAGAGGGCUUCACUAGGAAUUCAGCAGCCUUUGAACUGUACCCAAUAGUCGCGGCAGCCCAGCUGUGGGGAUCAGCAUGGAACAGAUCCACGGUUUUAUUUGUUUCCGACAAUGCCGCUACGAUAGACAUCUUGUUGAAGGGUAGGUCCAGAUGCCCCAUGAUCAUGGCUUUGGCCAGGCGGCUAGUGUGGUUGUCCCUACAGCAUGUAUUUAAUUUCUCAUGUGCGCACAUUAGCGGAGUUCAGAACAUUGCAGCAGAUGCCUUAUCCAGGAAUAACUUGUCACGUUUCUUUCAGGUGAUGCCAGAUGCAGACAGUACAGGGGCACAAGUCCCUCCUUUCCAUUUGCUUCUCAUGAACUGAACCAUCACCUUCGGAUGGCUAAAUGUUUGGUCAGUGACUCCUUAUCCACUAACACACGUAGAAUAUAUGACACAGCAUGGAAGUUGUUUUCAAAAUUCAGGUCCAGUUACCCAGAGGGUGAUAAGGUGUCAGUGCCCUUCUUGCUCGCAUAUAUUGGGUUUUGCCACACUUCACUCCAUCAAUCGCAUAAUACCAUAAAGAGUUAUUUAGCCGGUAUCCAACAUCAUUUAUCCUUGACAGACUCCCAUAGUUAUUCCAUAUUUUCUUCCCGGUUGGUAAAGUCCGCACUAAAAGGCAUCAUUAAGAACGAAGCCCCUCGUAGCCCGGUCAGACAACCCAUAACGGGCGAUCUCUUCAGGAAGCUGUCGGACCUGCUAGAUUCCUCUCCUUUGGGUUUCCAUGAUAGCCUCACGUUGAAAGCAGCAAUGUAUCUUGCUUACUAUGGGUUUCUCAGACUGGGUGAGUGCACUGCCAGGUCCAUUAAUGCACCCUUUCUUAAGGUUAAGCAACUCUUGUAUGUUUCUGAUCAUUUUUAAUUAUCCCUUAGUCACACUAAGACUUCUCUGCCGGGCCAAACUGUGUUAGUCCGUUUCUUCCCUACUGCACACAAAUGGUGCCCAGUCCUUCAUGAUUUAUUGAAUGCCUGUGUUAAUCUGUCCGCUGACGAUCCUUUGUUACGUUUCAGAUCCAACCCGUUAACCUCUUCUGUCUUUAUCAAAAAUCUACGCAUUUUGUUUAGGUCACUGGGAGGAGAUCCAGCCUCGCUAUCCGGUCAUUCCUUCCGUAUUGGCGCCGCCACAGCUGCUUCGAAAAACGGAGUUCCGGCUCACGUCAUCAAGAGUUUAGGACAUUGGAAGUCCGCUUGUUAUAUGCAAUAUAUUCCUAACCCUCGCAAAGAGAUGGCGAACGCCUUUCAAUCCUUGGUCUUGUAAUUUGAAAUAAAACAAAUGUUUUGUUUAAAUCCGGGUUUUGCCCUCUUUUUCAGGCAUACUCUUUACACCGCAGUUA
Messenger RNA from Hyla sarda, 5192 nucleotides. RefSeq lists its product as uncharacterized. The coding region runs from base 1458 to 2378 and encodes 306 amino acids. The transcript has 2 exons. The record is from RefSeq and is a predicted model, not a curated record. NCBI's taxonomy places the organism in Eukaryota, Metazoa, Chordata, Amphibia, Anura, Hylidae.